UAUUGACUUCAUUUUGGUGAGGUUGUGUGUAAUUCCGCUGUUGAUCACUUGAUGGUGGCGCACUAUUUAGUUUGAGCCUGAAAUUUUGAAAGGAAACGCAACACUGAAAGUAUCUUAGCACAGCCUAUUUUUUGUUGAAUAUUAUUAAAUGCCAUCCUCUGUAAUCCUGUUUUUUAUGUCGACACAAAGUGACAACUUUUCAUGUAUGCUAGGGCAUUUUCCUUCAUAGGCACACAGGGUCUUGUUGGGCUUCUAAGUGAAGUGAACGUCAAUGGGGAUGUGCACGGGGCAACGCGAAGGUGAAGUGAAUGUUAUGGGUGAGGCGAGAUGGUAAAACUUCCAUCCAUCCUUUGAGAAGGACGCUUUCUUCCCUCGUGGUGCAGACAUGGAGGUUAUAGGCACAAUGCAAAAGGAGUAAACACGCUGCAUUAUACAUGUGUCAAAAAUGCAUUUGGCUGCAUGUCCCGGGUUCGCUUGUUAUCUACAAAGCGGGUGCCAAACGUCUGCGGCGGCCGAUAUCAAAGUGGGACGUUGGCAGCACAGAGAAGUGUGUCAGCGAAGCAGUCACCAGAGAGACUCCACUGCAAACGACUAAUUGUGAAGCCAGAACACCCUGUGUUUGUUUCGGGAGGAGAGGAGGGGCACGAAGGGCCAUUUUUUGGUCCUUCCCAUCCAAGUUUAUAUCACGGCGACCUAGUAAAAAAACAAUCAAUUGAAUGCCCAUUGUGUCGGUCUUUCUGGUGUUCCUGUCUUCGCCACAUGGGGUCAGUGUAAGACAUGCAAGUGAAUAAAGAGUUCAUUUUGGCAAUUAUGAAUCCCACUACAGUUCUAUGCAGUCCUGCUACCAGACGGAAAGACUUACCUUUGUCGUUUUCAAUAUACAACAUAUAAAUCACUCAGUUUCACUGUAUACAUCAAUAAUGAUGAGGAGUCUCUCUGGACCCAAUAAAUGAGAAGCCUUUGAACUCGUUGACCACCUUUUUCUGGCACUGACAACAUGCGUGCCCCUGCAAUCACCUUCUCCACCUUCAAGAUCUUCUCGCACGCUUAUUAUCAGUGCUGCAUGAUGUCUCCGCAGUGUGUAGACCAACGUAACACCCCCGAAAGUGUAGCCCAUCUCAGUUCCAGUGGCCGAUACAAAGACGUGUUUGUAUGCAUAAUAUGAACGCCCGGUAGGCGGCCCUGCACUGCAGGCAACCUCGAACACACCUCGCCCUCACCCUAUGAGCACAGGUGGAGCAGGCCAGCAUCACUGGGACCAAUUAGAGCAGAGCUCAGGAGUCCUGUUAGGAAGGGGCGGAGUUGCUGUCUCUGACGUCACCCAGCGGGUAGUCACAUGCUCCCACGGUCCAAUCGGGUUUCCGAGGAGAGCCCAUCGAGACCCCCGCAAAGUGAAGACGUAUCGCUCGGCAUCCACCACCACACACUCCAACCCCACCAAAGUGAGUGAGAAAGUGGGCGGAGCCGAGGGAACCAAGCUCGAUGAGGACUUCACCGAAAUGGAAAAGAAGGUGGACACGACCACCCGGGCCGUCAUCGAUAUCAUGACCAAGACGACCGAGUAUCUGCAGCCCAAUCCAGCCACCAGAGCCAAGAUGAGCAUGAUGAACUCCAUGUCUCGCAUGCGUGGUCAGGAGAAGGGACCCGGAUACACCCAGACAGAAGCCAUCCUGGGAGAGUCCAUGCAGCGCUUCGGUCGCGAGCUCGGCGAGGAAUCCAAUUUCGGCCUGGCUCUGAUCGACGCCGGGGAGUGCAUGCGUGAGCUGGCAGAGGUUAAGGACGCCCUGGACAUGGAAGUCAAGCAGAACUUCAUCGACCCGCUGCAGAACCUUCACGAGAAAGACCUCAAGGAGAUCCAGCAUCACCUGAAGAAGAUGGAGGGCCGGCGUUUGGACUUUGACUACAAGAAGAAGCGGCAGGGCAAAGUGACAGAUGAAGAGCUCAAGCAAGCGCUGGAGAAGUUCGACGAGUCCAAGGACAUCGCCGAGCUCAGCAUGUUCAACCUGCUGGAGAGCGACAUCGAGCAGGUGAGCCAGCUGGCGGCAUUGGUCCACGCUCAGGUGGAAUAUCACAGCCGGGCGGCCGAGAUCCUCACGCAGCUGUGCAGCAAGAUUGACGAACGGAUAAAGGAUUGUUCCCACAAGCCCCGGAAAGAAUACACCCCCAAGCCUCGCACCACUCUGGACUUCUCCUCCAUCAGUGAGAACCACAACGGAGGCAUACACAGUGCUCGUUCUCCGGGGGCGAGGUCGCCAGCCCGGUCUCCAGCAAGAUCUCCAGCUCGGUCACCAGCCCCCAUGGACCAGCCAUGCUGCCGCGCCCUCUACGACUUUGACCCGGAGAACGAAGGCGAGCUGGGUUUCAAGGAGGGCGACAUCAUCACCCUGACCAACAAGAUCGACGAGAACUGGUACGAGGGGAUGUUGCACGGCAACUCGGGCUUCUUCCCAAUCAACUACGUGGACAUCCUGGUGCCCCUGCCGCACUAGAGCGCCACCUGCCGCUCGUGACGCGAAUGCAGUAAAACGGCUGCUUAAGAAAUCAACAAAUAAAGCAUCUAUCCCCCCCAACCCCGCUGAAACAACCUCGCAUUCCCGAUUGAGCCCAACCUAAGCAGCCCAAUCUGCUCUUUGCAACAAUAAAGCAACAAGCAGCCGGCGCAUAGUUUCAACUCUGCCUCCGCGUGCUAGUUCCAACCCAGACCGCCCCCGAUGUCAUCAUUCCCACUCCGCCAUCCCACUUGAUGUCCGUCGCUGUACUUUGUGAACGUCCACUGCGGUAGAUAGAAGUUUCUCCGGUUAAACACAUCGUUUGUUAGCAAUCAAAAGAGAAAGUGUUUAUAAACCUAUUUGACAUCCUUCAUCGUUUUAUUUUUUUUUAUUUUAAUUUUUUUUUUCGGCACGCUGGGGAAAUGACAACGUUGGGUUUGCGAUCCCUUUCUUUGGAGUUUUCACGUUUGUAACCCUUCAGGAUUUGGGUUUGCAGUCGCCUCAGCGUAUUGUGUAAAGUGGGGGUUCAGAUACCAAAUUAGCAAAAAAAAAAAAAAAAAAAAAAAAAGAAAGUUAACGAUCACUCAUUUUUUUCGGAAUUUUUAUUUUUGCAUGUGGGGGGGGAACAGUGUCUUGUGUGUGUGUGUGUGUGUGAAAUUCCACGUCUGAGCCAGUGAUUAGUAAAGCGAUCACUUGAUUUUUCCCGAAAGAUGCAACUUGUGACGUAACAUGAGAAAACAUCGUGUUUGCUUCCUUUGAGAUAAAACGUUUUUGUUUUUUUGUUUUUUGGUUUUUUUUUUUUUUUAAUUUUGUCCUGUUCUCAAAAAAAAAAAAAAACAUACAUCAAAUGUUUGUUAAAUAGCUAUAAAAAA
Hippocampus comes (tiger tail seahorse) is the source of this 3361-nucleotide messenger RNA. RefSeq names its product SH3 domain containing GRB2 like 2a, endophilin A1 (gene sh3gl2a). Gene Ontology annotation, cellular component: glutamatergic synapse; cytoplasm; presynapse. Gene Ontology annotation, biological process: synaptic vesicle uncoating. The transcript has 15 exons. Gene Ontology annotation, molecular function: protein binding. Lineage: Eukaryota; Metazoa; Chordata; Actinopteri; Syngnathiformes; Syngnathidae. The record is from RefSeq and is a predicted model, not a curated record. The coding region runs from base 1224 to 2489 and encodes 421 amino acids.